Molecule: messenger RNA, 849 nt
Organism: Effrenium voratum
Lineage: Eukaryota; Dinophyceae; Suessiales; Symbiodiniaceae
Source: the annotation of a GenBank genome assembly
AUGGCGCUGUCUGCCUUCCGAAGGUCCUUGCCACGAUCUUUGUCUCGUGGCUUUGCAGCUGCAGCCAAGCCGCAGACCUUCGCCAUCUAUCGUUAUGACCCGGACACGCAAGCAAAGCCCUUCCUGCAGGACUACACCAUUGACCUGAAAGAGUGCGGACCCAUGAUCUUGGAUGCCCUGAUCAAGAUUAAGGAUGAGGUGGAUGCCACGCUGACCUUUCGCAGGUCAUGCCGAGAGGGAAUCUGCGGCUCCUGUGCAAUGAACAUCAACGGCAAGAACGGCCUUGCGUGCUUGCUGUACAUUGAGGAGAGCAGCAAGCCGAUCGAAAUUCAGCCACUUCCUCACACCUAUGUGGUGAAGGAUCUUGUGCCUGACCUCACCAACUUCUACAACCAGUACAAGUCCAUUGAGCCGUGGUUGAAGCGCAAGGACACCAAGGCCAAGGAUGACAAGGAAUACUUCCAAAGCCGCGAGGAUCGUGCCAAGCUGGAUGGAAUGUACGAGUGCAUCCUUUGCGCUUGCUGCAUGACCUCUUGCCCAUCCUAUUGGUGGAACCCAGAGUACUACUUGGGACCUGCGGUGUUGAUGCAGGCAUACCGGUGGAUUGCAGACUCCAGGGAUCAAUUCACUGAGGAACGAUUGGCAUGGGUGAACGACACCAUGAAGCUGUACCGCUGCCAUGGCAUCAUGAACUGCACGAACUGCUGCCCCAAGGGUUUGGAUCCCGCCAAGGCGAUUGUCCACCUCAAGGAGCAGGUCGCUGACACCUACAAGGAUGGUUGGAAGUCAAUGAUGACUGGAGAGAUUGUCAAGAACAAGGGCCGCGAGUCCGGCAUGAUGUACAUGUGA